Messenger RNA from Sceloporus undulatus (fence lizard), 472 nucleotides. Its product is annotated as general transcription factor IIH subunit 4-like. Lineage: Eukaryota; Metazoa; Chordata; Lepidosauria; Squamata; Phrynosomatidae. The annotation marks the transcript as partial. Gene Ontology annotation, biological process: nucleotide-excision repair. The transcript has 6 exons. Gene Ontology annotation, molecular function: double-stranded DNA binding; ATPase activator activity. The record is from RefSeq and is a predicted model, not a curated record. Gene Ontology annotation, cellular component: transcription factor TFIIH core complex; transcription factor TFIIH holo complex.
UGGUAAGGCCUGGUCUGAUGACACUAGCCAGUUAGGACCAGACAAGCAUGCCCGGGAUGUCCCAUCUCUAGACAAAUAUGCUGAAGAGAGGUGGGAGGUCAUCUUGGACUUUAUGGUAGGCUCGCCUAGUGCAGCAGUGAGCCAAGAUUUAGCUCAGCUGCUCAUUGAAGCUGGCCUGAUGAAGAGUGAACCUGGUGAACCACCUUGCAUUACAUCUUCUGGCUUCCAGUUCCUGUUACUGGAUACCUCAUCUCAGCUCUGGUACUUCAUGCUACAGUAUCUCCAGUCAGCUGAGACCCGGGGCAUGGACCUGGUGGAGAUUCUUUCCUUCCUCUUUCAGCUCAGCUUUUCCACUCUUGGCAAGGAUUAUUCUGUGGAAGGCAUGAGUGAAUCUUUGUUAAACUUUCUUCAACAUCUACGAGAGUUUGGUCUAGUCUUUCAGAGAAAGAGGAAAUCCAGGCGUUACUACCCC